AUAUUUUCUGGUUUGUUUACAGGGUGGAGAACUUUGCUCACUUCGCUAUGAUCUGACAGUUCCAUUUGCUCGAUACGUGGCUAUGAAUGGCUUGACAUCAUUCAAAAGGUAUCAGAUAGCGAAGGUAUACCGAAGGGACAACCCAUCUAAGGGGAGAUACCGUGAAUUCUAUCAAUGUGAUUUUGAUAUCGCUGGUCAUUUUGAGAAAAUGGGGCCAGAUUUUGAGGUCAUUAAGAUUUUGACAGAGUUGCUUAAUGAACUAGAUAUUGGGGAUUAUGAGGUGAAGCUGAAUCACCGGAAGUUACUUGAUGGAAUGCUGGCUUUAUGUGGGGUGCCUCAAGAAAAGUUUAGAACGAUUUGUUCAAGUAUUGACAAGUUAGACAAGCAAACAUUUGAGCAGAUAAAACAGGAAAUGGUGGAAGAGAAGGGAUUGACUGAGGAGAUAGCAGAUAAAAUUGGAACUUUUGUUAGAGAAAGGGGAGCCCCCGUGGAAUUAUUGUCUAAGCUAAAACAGGAAGGCAGUAAGUUCUUGGAGAACAGUGAGUCUGAGCUUGCAUUGAAUGAGCUGGAGAUUUUGUUCAAAUCUUUGGAGAAGUCAAAGUGUAUCGACAAAGUGGUUUUUGACUUGAGUCUUGCAAGAGGUCUCGAUUACUAUACUGGAGUAAUAUUCGAAGCUGUUUUUAAAGGGGCUGCUCAGGUUGGUUCAAUUGCAGCAGGAGGGCGUUACGACAAUCUCAUAGGGAUGUUUGGCACAAAGCAGGUUCCAGCUGUUGGAAUCAGUUUAGGAAUUGAAAGAGUGUUUGCAAUAAUGGAGCAGCUUCAAAGAGACAAGGACCAGGAUAUUAGAGCAGCUGAAACUGAAGUCCUAGUGUGCAUUCUAGGUGAUGAUUUGUCAUUAGCAGCUGAACUUGUAACCGAACUAUGGGAUGCAAAGAUGAAAGCCGAGUUCAAUGUCCAUAAAAGAGUGAUGAAGCACAUUGAUCGGGCCAGAGAGUCAAGAAUCCCUUGGAUGGUAAUCAUAGGCGACCGGGAACUUAACGAGGGGGUUGUGAAGUUAAAAGAUGUUGCAGCCUCUAAAGAGUAUGAAGUUCCUAGGAGUCGACUUGUAGAGGAACUUCAAGGACGUUUGAACACGUUUCCUUUGUAACUAGUUAACAUCACAAUUUAAGGUUAUAAAAUUAAGUUGCAAUCUGUAUUUUAGAGGUCUUACUUGCAUUGAGAAAUUGCACAUUUUUUCCUUUUUGUUAUGGGUUGGGGAUAAGGGGAAAAAAAAAAGGGUCCUGUACUUUAUCCACUUAAUGGAAUGGGAACCACAAUUUGUUUCCUAUAAAGGGAACUAACAUGUUAUGAAGAAUAGUUGGCUGGAUGCAUAUGAUUUAUAAAUGUGUAUUUUUGUUUCAUGUGAUCA
This is a messenger RNA of Olea europaea var. sylvestris, 1408 nucleotides long. RefSeq names its product histidine--tRNA ligase, cytoplasmic-like. Lineage: Eukaryota; Viridiplantae; Streptophyta; Magnoliopsida; Lamiales; Oleaceae. Gene Ontology annotation, cellular component: cytoplasm; mitochondrion. Gene Ontology annotation, biological process: mitochondrial translation. The transcript is spliced from 5 exons. The record is from RefSeq and is a predicted model, not a curated record. Bases 83 to 1147 code for a protein of 354 amino acids.